AUGGCGGCGGCGCGGCGGCUCCCGGCCGGGCUCUUCGCCGUCUACAAGCCGCCGGGGGUGGCCUGGGAGCGGCUGCGCGGCGCGCUGGAGACGCGGCUGCUGCGCGGUGAGCGGCUCCACGUGCGCUUCCUGCCCGGCCCCGCCGCGGGCGCCGCCGCGCCGGGCCUGGUGGCCGCCCGCGUGCCGGUGCUGGCCGAGCACCCCCUCGUGACAGGCCCGAGGUUCCGGCGGCUGCGGAUGGGAGCAGGGCACCGGCUGGACACCAAGGCCUCGGGCGUGAUGGUGCUUGGCAUCGGCCACGGGAACAAGCUGCUCGCUGACCUGCACAACUGCCACCUGAGCAAGGUUUACACUGUUGGUGGGCUGUUUGGUAAGGCCACAGAUGACUUCUCAGAUACAGGGAAGCUAGUAGAGAAGACAACAUAUGAUCAUAUCACAAGGGAAAAGCUGGAGCGGAUUCUCGCUGUCAUUCAAGGAUCAAAUCAUAAGGCCCUACUGCUGCAUUCCAACAUUGAUAUGAAAACUCAGGAGGCCUAUGAGAUGGCUGUCAAAGGCUUGAUCCGCCCCAUGGGAAAAAGCCCCCCCAUAAUCACAGUAAUUCGAUGCCUCCAGUUUGCGCUUCCGGAAUUCCAGCUAGAAAUCCACUGUUUGCAUGAGACUCAGCAGUACCUCCGAAAAAUUGUUCACGAGAUCGGGCUGGAGCUGAAGUCAUCCGCAGUGUGCACCCAAGUGCGGCGAAUCCGCGACGGCGUCUUCACCCUGGAUGAUGCUCUGCUGAGAACGCACUGGAACCUGCAGAGCGUCCAGAAUGCCAUUUGGGACUGUCAGCUUAAAGUGAAAACAGAGAUAGAGAAAACCCUGGGUCCUCAAGAUAAAAGUGGUUUUCAUCAUGCAGACGCUGAAAUGGCCCAGGCUGGGGAGAGCUGAGCAUACGUGUGGUCCCUUGUGGAGGCACCAUCCACAAGUGAUCCCUGCGACACAGUAAGGCAGCUCCAUGCUGACGGAAUGAUGGRCAGCAGAAGGGAAGAGGUUAAUUGCAGUUCACUUCCACCCUUUCCUUGAGAUGACUUUAAUCAUCUUUUUUUUUUUUUCUUCUUUUUCAUUGACAGGCUGUAUUUUUUUUUUAAAGCAUUGCAAAUGGUUCAUUAGCAGGGGCUGCUGUGCCAAAAUUCCUGUUGACUUUGGGAACAGCAAGUUGCUAAGGGCUAUGAAAACCCAUCUCCAGAUUUUUUAGCAGCAGGAAGAAGUGUCUUACAGAGCUGCAUUCCCUUUAUUGCAGUUGUUUGCAACUAGCAGCAUAACCUCGCUACUGUAUGAGUUUUCCUUGUGUUCUUGGAUAUUUUUGUUUUUCUUAUAUAUUCUAAUGUGUAUUUCCUACACAUUACCCUUGCUUUUAGAUUUCAGACAUGSAAGAGCCCAAAAUUCAUCAAAAGAGGGCUGUGCAGAGGAAAACACAUCUUAUGUGAACAAGAAAUUGUUACAUCCAACCCAGGCACGUGAAAGAGGCUUGUGAUGCGGGACUGACGCAUACRAUAAAAACACAAGAAAUAAAACACAUCUGAAAGU
Messenger RNA from Nothoprocta perdicaria, 1566 nucleotides. It is a transcript of the gene TRUB2, whose product is annotated as TruB pseudouridine synthase family member 2. The transcript has 7 exons. The record is from RefSeq and is a predicted model, not a curated record. Gene Ontology annotation, molecular function: pseudouridine synthase activity; RNA binding. Bases 1 to 927 code for a protein of 308 amino acids. Gene Ontology annotation, biological process: pseudouridine synthesis; RNA processing. Lineage: Eukaryota; Metazoa; Chordata; Aves; Tinamiformes; Tinamidae.